Molecule: messenger RNA, 425 nt
Organism: Ilyonectria robusta
Lineage: Eukaryota; Fungi; Ascomycota; Sordariomycetes; Hypocreales; Nectriaceae
Exons: 4
Coding region: 97-315 (72 amino acids)
Source: RefSeq, a predicted model, not a curated record
CGUCAGUCCAAGGUGAACGACCUCAAGCUCGACCACCCAGCCGGCCAAUUCGCCUCCCACCCGCUCCAGCCAGACACCCGCUGCCGUCGAGUCAAAAUGGCGCACCUCAACGUCAAGCCGGACCCGGCUUACCAGAAGUUUCAGGCUAUGCAGAAGGCCCGCCACAAGUUCUUCCGAUGGACGCCCCGAACCGCCAGAAUCACCGUCAUCUACGUUGCCGUGAUCCCCACCAUCAUGGGAAUCAUUGCCUACAAGACCGACGGACUCUGGGACUUCCGAGGGAAGCGAAGGGGAGAUCUCAUCGUUGAGCGAUAAAUUCAGUUUGGGAUGUGGUGGCGUGGGACUUGUGUACAUAUAUUGGGUUCACUCUGGGAUAGAGACUGCAUCGGAAUCCAGUCGAGAGAAAGAGACUACAACAACAACAA